CAAAAAUUAUGAAAAUAUCGGAAUCAUCAUUAAAUCUGUUUUUAUUUGUUUAUAAAGUAAAAGAUAUUAACGAAGUCUUCUUACUAAAAUUAAACAUAGAAGUUAAAAUUAAUUGAAAUGGGAAAGCAUAAGGACUAUGAAUAUGAAAAUUUUACCUUAAAGCGCCAUCAUAAAAAGAAAAAACAUAAGCAUAAACACCAAAAAUCUAAUGAAUCAGCUACAAUUCCUACAGGCUCUUCGCAGACCAUUGAAUAUGAUUCGGAUCAAGUAGAUGUUGUUAACGACUUAGGUACCCCGCUGGGCCAAGCAAGCGUUUCAAAUAAUACUUCAACAACAGUAUCACCGCAACCAACAAAUGACAAAAACAAAAAUAGUUUAGCAUCUCAAAAAAAUCCUCCUCCGACGAAGUCCAGUAAAAAAAAGAAGGGUAGAGGCCGAGACAGUGGAACAUCUAGUGAUGAAGAAAGAUGGUUGGAUGCAAUAGAAUCUGGGAAGUUGGAAGAAGUGGAUGAUGAGUUAAAAAAAAUUAAAGAUCCAAAGCUAAUGACCGCAAGACAAAGGGCAAUGUAUGAACGAGGAAAAGCAGAUACAGAUUUUUAUCCUGCAGCUGAAUUAUUAAUGUCAUUGCCUACAGGUUACAGAGAAAAAGAAAAAGUAAUGACUGCAGAAGCAAUUCAAAAAGCUCAAUUAAAUUCAAUAAAAAGAAAACAGCUUGCUGACGAAAAGAGAGAAAAAGAUAAAAAGAAAACUAUGGAACGCCUACUAAAGAAGCAAGAAACCAAACAAAGAAACCAGGGUAAAAAUAAACAAACAAAAGUAGCUUUACCCAUGCAGACAUACAUCAACAAUAUAGAACAUUCAAUUAUAUGUUUACCGGUUGAUCAUGAAUUUUCUUUAAAAGCGCAAGAACCAAUAGAAGCACCAAAACCAAUAUUAUGCUCAAUAGUUGAUUGUAACAAUAUAAAAAAUUAUAAUUGUUCUAAAACUAAUGUACCGCUUUGCAGUUUCGCUUGUUAUAAAAAAAACUUAGAUUUGGCAAAAGAAAUAAUAUGCUAACAAAAUUAUAUCAGUAGGUUUAAAGAAAAAAUAACAAUUUCAAAAUAAAACAAAAAUUCAUUGCGAAAAUUAGAAGGGUAUUGGUC
Molecule: messenger RNA, 1142 nt
Organism: Condylostylus longicornis
Lineage: Eukaryota; Metazoa; Arthropoda; Insecta; Diptera; Dolichopodidae
Product: INO80 complex subunit B
Exons: 2
Coding region: 118-1056 (312 amino acids)
Biological process (GO): chromatin remodeling
Cellular component (GO): Ino80 complex
Source: RefSeq, a predicted model, not a curated record